This is a messenger RNA of Acanthosepion pharaonis, 1806 nucleotides long. The record is from the annotation of a GenBank genome assembly. NCBI's taxonomy places the organism in Eukaryota, Metazoa, Mollusca, Cephalopoda, Sepiida, Sepiidae.
AUGCACUUCUUGUCCACACAGAUUUGCUAUUUCUUUCUAUCCAAGGCAAUCUUUUCAAGUGCCCAGCUCAAAGGGCAACUAACAACUCUUGCCUCUUUUCCUUUUCAGCGGCUUCUCCCUUCAGGCCCAGCUCAAUGGCUACUAACAACUCUUGACUCUUUUCCUUUGCAGCGGCUUCUACCGUCAGGCCCAGCUCAAAGGGUUACUCACAACUCUUGCCUCUUUUCCUUUUCAGCAGCUUCUACCUUCAGGCCGAGGCCGAUAUCAAAGGGCUACUCACAAUUCUUGCCUCUCUUCCUUUUCAGCAGCUUCUACCUUCAGGCCCAGCACAAAAGGCUACUAACAACUCUUGCCUCUCUUCCUUUUCAGCGGCUUCUACCUUCAGGCCCAGCUCAAAGGGCAACUAACAACUCUUGCCUCUUUUCCUUUUCAGUGGCUUCUACCUUCUGGCCCCGUUCAAAGGGCUACUCACAACUCUUGCCUCUUUUCCUUUUCAGCAGCUUCUUCUUCAUUCAGGCCCAGCUCAAAGGUCUACUCCACAACUCUUGCCUCUUUUUUUUUUUCAGCACCUUCUACCUUCAGGCCCAGGCCCAGCACAAAGGGCUACUAACAACUCUUGCCUCUCUUCCUUUUCAGCGGCUUCUACCUUCAGGCCCAGAUCAAAGGGCAACUAACAACUCUUGCCUCUUUUCCUUUUCAGCGGCUUCUACCUUCUGGCCCCGUUCAAAGGGCUACUCACAACUCUUGCCUCUUUUCCUUUUCAGCAGCUUCUUCCUUCAGGCCCAGCUCAAAGGUCUACUCACAACUCUUGCCUCUUUUUUUUUUUCAGCACCUUCUACCUUCAGGCCCAGCUCAAAGGGCUACUCACAACUGUUACCUCUUUUCCUUUUCAGCAGCUUCUUCCUUCAGGCCCAGCAGCUUCUAAAUUCCAGGCCCAGCUCAAAGGGCUACUCACAACUCUUGCCUCUUUUCCCUUUUAGCGGCUUCUACCUUCAGGCCCAGGUCAAAGGGCAACUAACAACUCUUGCCUCUUUUUCCUUUUUAGUGGCAUCUACCUUCAGGCCAAGCUCAAAGGGCUACUCACAACUCUUGCCUCUUUUCUUUUCAGCAGCUUCUACCUUCAGGCCCAGCUCAAAGGGCUACUCACAACUCUUGCCUCUUUUCCCUUUUAGUGGCUUCUACCUUCAGGCCCAGCUCAAAGGGCAACUAACAACUCUUGCCUCUUUUCCUUUUCUGCGGCUUCUCCCUUCAGGCCCAGCUCAAUGGCUACUAACAACUCUUGACUCUUUUCCUUUGCAGCGGCUUCUACCCGGCUUCUACCUUCAGGCCCAGAUCAAAGGGCAACUAACAACUCUUGCCUCUUUUCCUUUUCAGCGGCUUCUACCUUCUGGCCCCGUUCAAAGGGCUACUCACAACUCUUGCCUCUUUUCCUUUUCAGCAGCUUCUUCCUUCAGGCCCAGCUCAAAGCAGGCUUCUACCUUCAGGCCCAGAUCAAAGGGCUACUCACAACUCUUUGCUCCUCUUUUCCUUUUCAGCAGCUUCUACCUUCAGGCCCCAGUUCAAAGGGCUACUCACAACUCUUGCCUCUUUUCCUUUUCAGCAGCUUCUUCCUUCAGGCCCAGCUCAAAGGCCCAGGUCAAAGGGCUACUCACAACUCUUGCCUCUUUUCCCUUUUUUAGUGGCUUCUACCUUCAGGCCAAGUUCAGGCUUCUACCUUCAGGCCCAGCUCAAGGACAACUAACAACUCUUGCCUCUUUUUCCUUUUCAGCGGCUUCUCCCCUUCAGGCCCAGCUCAAUGGCUACUAA